CCACUCCACUUCACUCCUAACAAAACCAAUGAAACCCCAAGCAAACUUUCAAAACCUCAAAAAAUCAAAUCAAAAUGCAAACAUCUUCCAUCUUUAACUCUCUCUCCUUUCUGCUUCUUCUUCUUCGGUUCUUUUCAGCUUUGGCCAUCACUUCCCCACAAGACAUCUCAGCUUUGAAAGCCUUCAAGACCGCCAUCAAGCCAACUUCAAUCCCUCCAUGGUCCUGCUUAGCCUCCUGGGACUUCUCCACGGAUCCAUGUGCUCUCCCCCGCCGCACCCACUUCAUUUGCGGCAUCACCUGCUCUCCCGAUUCCACUCGUGUCACCCAACUCACUCUCGAUCCCGCCAGCUACUCUGGCCAACUCACCCCGCUUAUUUCUCAGCUCACUCAACUCCUUAUUCUUGACCUCGCUGACAACAAUCUCUACGGUCCAAUUCCAUCUUCAAUCUCCUCUCUUUCCAAUCUUCAGACCUUAACUCUCCGAUCCAACUCCUUCUCCGGUUCCGUUCCUGAUUCCAUAACCAAGCUCAAAACGCUUGACGCUUUAGAUCUUUCACAUAAUUCUCUAUCCGGGUUUCUCCCGAAAGGAACAUAUUUGAUGUCGAGUUUGAGAAGACUCGAUCUGAGUUACAACAAACUCACUGGUUCAUUGCCAAAACUACCUUUCAAUCUUCUGGAACUUGCUCUGAAGAACAAUUCUUUAUCCGGGGUUAUCUCAAAAUCAUCCUUUGACGGUUUGUCUUUACUCGAAGUAGUUGAACUUAGUGAAAAUUCAUUCACCGGGACACUUCAAUCUUGGUUCUUCCUUCUACCAUCUAUUCAACAGGUGAACUUGGCGAAUAACAACUUGACAGGCUUGGAGAUCUCGAAGCCUUUGAAAGGUAGCAGCGACUUAGUGGCGAUUGAUCUCGGGUUCAACAAAAUCGAAGGGUACUUGCCUGUAAAUUUGGCCGAUUAUCCGCUUUUGUCGUCUCUGUCAAUGCGAUACAACCGCUUACGCGGCAGCAUCCCAAUGCAAUACAGUCAAAAGAAGUCCCUGAGGAGACUGUUCCUGGAUGGGAAUUUCUUGAUCGGAAAACCGCCAACAGGGUUCUUCUCCGGUGAGAUGGAAAUAUCCGGUAGCUUGGGGGAUAAUUGUCUCCAGGGAUGUCCAGGUUCUUCUCAGCUGUGUAAUCCUUCUCAGAAAUCUUACUCUCUGUGUAAACAAGCUUAUGGUGGAAAACUGAGGCCUUAGAGUCAGAAUCUCAGUUAACAUUAAUUCUUGUGUUCCUAAAAAAAAAAGGAAAAAUAAUUUGUAAAGAAAGUUUUAUCAUAAGAAAAUGAGACACAGGAAGUUGUAAAAUUAUGUAUAAUUCGAUUAAGAGUGAUUAAAUUAGUCGUUUGAUGAUGCGAUUCCUUCAA
Messenger RNA from Mangifera indica (mango), 1402 nucleotides. Its product is annotated as probable LRR receptor-like serine/threonine-protein kinase IRK. Lineage: Eukaryota; Viridiplantae; Streptophyta; Magnoliopsida; Sapindales; Anacardiaceae. The record is from RefSeq and is a predicted model, not a curated record. The transcript has a single exon. Gene Ontology annotation, molecular function: protein binding. Bases 75 to 1235 code for a protein of 386 amino acids.